AUGGCUCCCUCCCUAGGACUCUACCGCCAGCCCUCUCUAACCUCCGACCCCAUCGAGGUCGACCCCUCCAACCCGGGCACCAUCCUCCGCGUCGCCCUCGGCCUCGAGUCCAUCAUCAACCUCCCCUUCGCCGGCUGGGCCCUCUUCUACCCAGCCAGCUUCCUCGGCCUCCUCGCCUCCAACCCUUCCCAGAUCACGCCCGUCGCGGAGAUGGCGUCCCGCUACUACGGUGUCACCGUCCUCGGCAUGACGGCCCCCAUGGUCUUCGGCGUCUUCAACAACCGCGGCGCCAUCGAGAGCCGCCCCUACUCGUACCUGAUGCUCGCCGGCGCCGAGGCCGGCAUGCUGAGCACGGCGCUGUGGGUCAUCUACGGGCCGGGCGCCGCGAGCGGGUUCGCGCCGGAUGCGGCGUGGAGCUUGUUGAAGCAGAUUGGGCCGGCGUUCUUGUGGCGCCUGUUUGUGUUCCUCAAGAAGCCGCAGUGGUUUGGGCGGUAUAAGGAGGCGAAGCGGAGUUUGUAG
Mytilinidion resinicola is the source of this 519-nucleotide messenger RNA. RefSeq lists its product as uncharacterized. The transcript has a single exon. Bases 1 to 519 code for a protein of 172 amino acids. Lineage: Eukaryota; Fungi; Ascomycota; Dothideomycetes; Mytilinidiales; Mytilinidiaceae. The record is from RefSeq and is a predicted model, not a curated record.